Pseudopipra pipra is the source of this 14051-nucleotide messenger RNA. RefSeq names its product FHF complex subunit HOOK interacting protein 1A (gene FHIP1A). The transcript has 14 exons. Lineage: Eukaryota; Metazoa; Chordata; Aves; Passeriformes; Pipridae. Bases 511 to 3525 code for a protein of 1004 amino acids. The record is from RefSeq and is a predicted model, not a curated record.
CCUCCCUCCUUCCUUCCUUCCCUCCUUCCCGGAGCCGGUCGUUUCGGCGGAGAGGGAGUGGAGCCCGCCUCGCCCCUCCCCGGGGAAACUUUCCGUAGCCGCCUCCCGCGCCAGUGGAAAGCUGAAUGCUGCUGAAAGGUGUCAGCUGAAGAAACUUUAGUUCUAGAUUGUUUGCAAAUGGAAGAGCUGCCAGAGCAAGUUUUUCCUUGCUGACCUGUUGACAUGCUUUAAUUGCAGAUUUAUGACCCAGGGAUAUGAAUGUGUAGUUCAUUUCUCCUGGGACUUUGCAAGAGCAACUUCAGUGAUUCUGUGCUCUCGAGAUCCAGUGAAAUUGCCUGUGUGCAAAUUCCUGUGAUAGAUGAACAUGCCCUGUGGUGUAACAGAUUUCUGUGGAUAUAAAGCUCAGGACACAAUAUCAAUCUCAUCAUGACGCUCGAACAUCUGUAGCUCACUGGCGGAUUUAAAAGAAUUCAGCAUGGCCUAGUUGACUUGACCUUUGGAAAAUUUAUAAUGUCCUCUGGAACCAGUAUCAGCAAAAAUCGGCAGGCUCCCCGCCUGCAGGGUGUUGACCCAGAAACAUGCAUGAUAGUGUUUAGAACACACUGGGCACAGGUUCUGAAAAUCUUAGAGAAGCAUGAUCCUUUGAAAAACACUCAGGCAAAGUAUGGGGCAAUCUCACCUGAUGAGGCCAGCACUGUUCAGAAUUAUGUGGAGCACAUGCUUUUCUUAUUAAUUGAGGAGCAAGCAAAGGAUGCCUCAAUGGGGCCUAUUCUGGAGUUUGUGGUCUCAGAAAACAUCAUGGAGAAGCUUUUCCUUUGGAGCCUACGGCGAGAGUUCACCGAUGAGACAAAAAUUGAGCAACUCAAAAUGUACGAAAUGCUAGUAACCCAGUCUCAUCAGCCUUUGCUGCAUCACAAGCCCAUUUUGAAGCCUUUGAUGAUGUUGCUGAGUUCCUGCUCAGGAACAGCCACUCCAACAGUGGAAACAGAGUUGGUCGUCCUCUUGAACCAGCUCUGCUCUAUUAUCGCCAAAGAUCCCUCCAUUUUAGAACUGUUUUUCCACACUAGCGAGGACCAAGGAGCUGCCAAUUUCCUCAUAUUUUCCCUGCUGAUUCCCUUCAUCCAUCGAGAAGGAACAGUAGGCCAACAGGCCCGUGAUGCGCUGCUUUUCAUAAUGUCUUUGUCUGCAGAAAACAGCCUUGUUGCAAACCACAUAGCAGAAAACACCUAUUUUUGCCCAGUACUAGCAACAGGACUAAGUGGCCUCUAUUCAUCUUUGCCUACAAAGCUGGAAGAAAAAGGAGAAGAAUGGCACUGUCUGCUGAAAGAUGACUGGCUUUUGUCACCAGCCCUUGUGCAAUUCAUGAAUUCCCUUGAAUUUUGCAAUGCUGUGAUACAGGUGGCACAUCCCUUGAUACGUAACCAGCUUGUGAAUUACAUUUACAAUGGAUUUUUGGUGCCAGUAAUGGCUCCUGCGCUCCAUAAGGUGACUGUGGAAGAAGUGAUGACUACUACUGCAUACCUGGAUCUCUUUUUGCGCAGCGUUUCAGAACCAGCCCUCCUCAAGAUUUUCCUCCGCUUUAUUUUGCUGCACCGACACGAGAAUGUGCAUAUCCUAGAUACACUGACGAGUAGAAUCAACACGCCAUUCCGGCUCUGUGUGGUCUCCUUGGCAUUGUUCAGAACGCUCAUUGGCUUACACUGUGAAGAUGUGAUGUUACAGCUAGUUUUAAGGUAUCUGAUUCCUUGCAACCACAUGAUGUUGAGCCAGCGACGAGCUGUGAAAGAGAGAGACUGUUAUUCUGUGUCUGCUGCAAAACUGCUGGCCCUGACGCCAGUCUGCUGCUCCACUGGAAUCACUUUGACAUUUGAAAGCCAAGGAAAAGAUUAUAUUCUAUGGACAAAAGCAGCACAAACUAAAGAUUCUGGUAGACGCUCUUCUGAAUCUACUUGCAUUGUGGAAUAUGGAAGAGCUGUGGACAUCAGCUACUUGCAGUACCUGGGGGAAGCUCAAGAAGCCAUCAUCCAGUGCUUGAAAGAUUGUAAAGUUUGGUCUGCCUUGUAUGAUGGAGUAAACCCUGAUCCAGACACCUUUAUCCAAACGCUUGCAGAGGAGAACAGUACAGAUGUGGAACAUCCCAUGUUUCAGCUCCAGCAAAGGACACCUAGCACAUGCAGCUCCUCUCGAGUAACUCCAUUCAGCGAGAAGAUGCAGUUGGAGCUAGAAUGGGAUGAUAGCUAUGACACAGGGAUUUCUCCUGGUUCUAAUGUGAGCUCACCACAACCAUAUGAUGAUCUGGGAAGCACAGAAAUGCAGCCACCUGCAGAGCCACCGAAACACAUACAAGAAAUGAAAAAAAAUGCCAUUAUGCUCAUCAAAGGGUCUUACAUAGAGGAAUCAGACUUUCAGGAUGAUGUUAUGGUUUACAGGUUAUGUGCCCAGAAGGAUACUCAAGAUGAUGACAGCUCCAAGGAGAAAACUUUAAAUGCAGCCAGAGAACGUAAGGUCCGAAGCCAGACAGUAGUCAAUGGGCCUCUUGCAAAGACCCAGCUGGAAAUGGGCUUGGAUGAGCACAGUAAGAGAAAUUCAAGCUCAACUCAAGAUGUGAUGAAAGAACAAAUAAACCAGAAAAUGACUGAGAUUGAUCCACAGCCAGACUUAGAGUUGAAGAUUUCUCCUCAGGAGGCAGAUUGUAACUUAAGACUGCUGAGCACAGAUGGUGAGGAUUUCAUUGCACAGUAUGACAAAAUUAUUAAGGAACUGGAUCCAAACAGUGCAAGCUUGGAGGAACAGAAACUGGAUACUCCUGACCCUGUCUCUCCAGCAGAAGAGGAGGAGGACUUUGAGAAUUUUUCAACAGACACCCCUUCUGCAGAGAGCAUAUCAUCUCCCUUUGGACCAAAGGAGGAUGUCUCUCCUAAGCACGCUUCGAGGAGCCAGAGUGCUCCGUUUACAGGACCGUUCAUCAGUGUAAUGUUGUCGAAGCUGGAGAACAUGCUGGAGAAUUCCUUGCAUGUAAAUUUGCUGCUUAUUGGGAUUAUUACUCAGCUGGCAAGUUACCCACAGCCACUUCUUCGCUCCUUUCUGCUCAACACCAACAUGGUGUUUCAGCCUAGCGUGCGGUCACUCUAUCAGGUGCUGGCAUCUGUGAAAAAUAAGAUUGAGCAUUUUGCUUCCAUUGAAAAAGACUUUCCAGGUCUUCUCCUGGAGGCCCAACAGUACUUGCUUUUUCGUGUGGACAUGUCUGAUGCUGCGGAAGAAUUGCUAACCAAAGGUAAUGUCCAGCACAGCAGUAUGGCGGGGAAAGGAAGGAACCUCUCUGAAGCUUACCCAGCUGUACUGCAGCCUUUCCUGGGACAGAAAGGAAAGAAAGGCCUGGCUCAUCCCAGCCUUCCUGCCCACGUGAGGAACGCCGUGCUUGCAGCUGCCCUUUUCCCAGAGUUCCUGAAGGAGUUGGCAGCUCUAGCCCAAGAACAUUCCAUUUUAUGUUACAAAGUACUGGGGGAUUUUGAAGAUUAUUAUUAGUGGGUUUUUUAAACAUGUUUUAAAAAAGCUUUUGGAAUUUAAACAGAUUUUUAAUGCAAAGCUGCUUACAAAAGAAGGUUGUACUUUAAUAUUUCCUGAAAAUACUUGAUUUAGAGAGGGAAGAAGGAGGCAAAAUAUUAUUCCAGUUAGGCCUUAUAAUUUCCCUCUGUGCUACAUAACUUAUUUGAGAGAUUUCUGAUACUGCUCUGACUGCAGCUUCCUUCUUCAUCCCUUCCUCUUUACACAGCCACCCUUCUUUAGUGUUACUAAUUCCUGUUGAAUUUCUGCAAUAGACACUUGUAGGCUGGCUAAGAGAGGCAAACAUGUUAGCUUUUUCUGUUCCAGAUAUACACUUCUGGAUAACUUGUUAGGAGACUGUUUGAAAAAAACAUUGCCCCGUGGGGCAAGUUCACAGUAUAAAAAGACAUGCACAGUCUGCACAAAACCCCUUUAUGUGAAGGACUGUGCUUCUUGGUGUCAUUUUCCUCUUCCCUUCCUUUUCCCUGAAACCAGGUUCUUACCAAUCCACAUCUGAAGCCAUCUUUUUAACUAGUGGGUCAGGUUUUUGAAUUCAAGUGAUCUUAUGUGUAUUAAACCCCUGAAUAGCUGAAAGCAGGUGCUGGACCCUACACAUACCAUAUUGCCUUAUGGUGCAGACAGAUCUGCAGCUAUCAGCUGUUGGGCUUUGAAGUCAAAUGAACUGUGUAAGUGGAUGUGGAUUGCAGACUGCCUGGAAUUUUCCUUGCAGUUUCUCGGCAUUCUUGGGUAACUACUGCAUUGCUACCUACAUCUCUGCAAGCAUGCCUUAUUUAGUAAGAUUUGCACAAAGUACAAAACAAAAUGUUUCUAUGCAAGCUGUUAUUAGUAUGUAGUUUAUUUUUAUGCUUAUUUUAAUAAGCUAAAGGAAGAUAUUCAGUAUCUUUCUGUAGUGUUAAAUGGACAGCAGGCUGUUUUUGUCUGUUUUUUUCUUUUUUAUUAAAUGAAAAAGGUUUGCUUGCUCCUGAAAGGUGUUCUGUUUUACUGUUAAUUUUUUUUUUGCUUAAGGGAAAGUUAAAUACUGUUUGUUUACUUUUAAUGUAGGUGUUGACUUUUCCUAAUAUUGCACUUUUGGGAUGGUGAGGGGAAGACCAGACUAUUCACCAGCUGCAGAAAAGGAAGGAGUAAUGGGGAAAGCUGUCUGCUGGUGACUAACUGCUUGAGAAAAUGCUCUGCUGUGAGUAAUGGGCUUCAUUAGAAGAACCCAAACAUGAUGAAUUGGUGCAUCACCACUGCAUUUUGUCUUAUCUUAGUCACAUAAUUGUGCUUCCAGUGUGCUGUAGUUGGCUGCACAAAAAGUGGCUUAGUUCAAGAAAGCCUUAAACCCAUAUCUCCAGGAUAGAAACUAACAGUGGCUCCAAAAAAUGUGAAGAAACAGAAAUCAGAAAUAACACUUGCAUACAUUAGUUCUCCUGGUCAUUGUAGUUCCAUAAUGUGGGGAUGUUCCAGUUAAUCACAUCCUGAUGUUGAAACACACUUUCUCAGAGAUUGCAAGGAAAAAAACCACUUUUAAAACAAAAAACAAAGAAACUCCAGAAGAGUCUAAUUAAUUACAGGUCAAAUUCCUCUGGAAUUUGCAGUGCAAUUUAAGCUUCUAAAUCCUUUAGAUGGUUCAGAAAGUUCUGCCUUUAAUCUACAAGCUAUAGAUUAAAGCGUCUGCAUUCAUUGUGUCAGACUGCUGUAGGCUCUUCCCAGGGGAAAAAAAAUCCCAAAGUCUACCUCUAACAAAAUCACCUCAAGAACUUCUCUGGGUCCAUCUUCACUUGUUUGCUUCACAUUCUUCACUUCCACGAUGGCUGGGGGUCAUGUUGCUCCCUAGCUGAGUCUCUCUGGUUUGCUUUCAUUUCUAAGUUGUUUAUUUUUUUAGGUGCCAUUGCAUCCAUCCUGUAAAUCACCUAGUGACCUCCACAUGGCCCUUUUUCACCUCACAAGCUUUCUUGGAAGCUGAAGACAGGGCUGUGAGAUUUUUUUAAAAUCUUAGUUGUCCAGAAUGAAGAGAGCACUUUCUUUUUCUUUUUUUAACCCCUGCAUUGUUGUUGUAAAUGGGUAAUAAGAUUUAUUGAUUUAUUAUUAUUUUUUUUUAAAACUUGUCCUAGGCCAUGGUGGGUUCUUUCCCCACUUCCCCCACUACUACCAGCAAUGUUGCCUUUCAUGCUGUACUCAUGGGCCUGGCCUCAGGGGGGUCAGUAAUGUGUGCUGAAAGUGUUUUAGCAUUAUUGAUGUAGGGUCAGUGCUGCUUCUCACCUCUUGUGCUAGAAACUCCACAUGAGCGAAAGAAAAGUGUGAUCAGCUGACUUCUAGUGGUUCAGAAACAAGUGCUAAAUUGCAGAAGCAAUCUAAUCCUUUUUCUGAAGGACUUUUAAAAAAGGAAUUGUAAAGAAUUAUUUUGCUUUUUUUUUUAAAUGAAGAACUCUGCAGACCAGUGCUCAAGGCAAUAAGGUUACUACAUGAACAUUCCCUUCCUUUGUUUGUAUUCUAAAAUAAGAAUCUUUAUUUGCUGAGUAGAAGGGAUUUCUUUAGAGGUUGUUAAUUUUAACUGGUGUUUUCAACAAAUCUACAAAGUCAUGGCAGUUUUAUCCCAGCAAGUCUAUUAAGCUACGUGGGGCUUUUAAAAUGUGGACUGCUCAAAAAAGCAUCUGUAAAUUUGAGGAUGGAGAAGAUUUGCCUCAUAAGCUGUAGUAGAGCUUAUGCUCUACAUCCAGCAGGAUAAAGUCAGCCUUUGAAAUCUGGAGUAGUGUGGAAGACUUCUUACUGAAAGAUCAGAACUGUGUUUGUGCAGUGUCCCCUUGCAAAUGGAAAAUCUGUCUGUCAGCUCCCCGAAAGGAAGAGGUGGAUGAGUGCAGUGACCUUGGCUCAGGGCUGUAAAAGUGGAGAUCAUGCGUGUACCUUUGCAUAUAACCCUACACUUGGUUCCUCAGUGGGGUCAGACUUGCAGCUAUGUCUUAGUUGUGAUAGCAGCAUAAUGUCUGGCACCCAGCACAAAAACUAUUGGCAGGAAUUGCCUCUUCCUGUCUUCAAAAUGCAGAACCUGUGAUUUAGCUUGAAAACGUUGAUCUUUUGAGAUUAAUCACAUCUGCAUGUGUAAGUUCUUCAGCCAAAUGCUUGUUUAAUAAGCUCCUUCCCUCCAGUUGGAUAAUGUGUGAUCCCAUCUCUCACCAGUCAUACAUUCUUUUCCCAAAAAACCCUGUGCCUGUGGUCCAGCCUGUAGGCCCCUGGAGGGCAACAUCAUUAUGCUGGAAGAGUCAGGAAUGCUCUGUGGUCUGGUUUUCCCCACACUCAGGGGGUGUGUGACUAGAGCAGUCUCUCUUUGGCACAUUGGCUCAGCAUCAGUCACGAAUGAAGUGUCUUGGCCUUGGCAGAUCUAUUCCAAAGACUGCAGGUGGUGGCUCAGUGAUACCAAAGUUAAUUUCCAGUCUCCUGCUAGAUGUUUCAUACUGUGAAUGCCACAUUUCUAAUCAUGUAGCCUUGGAAUGUGUUUUUAAGCUGCUCUGCUAUAGCAAGGAACCUUACUGGCACCCUACCUAAAAAGUGAACACUGUCUUAAAACAGUUGUGGUCAUUCUCUUUUACCUUUGGCCAUUUUUGGAUGCCACAUGGGUUAGUCUCAGCACAUGUACACCUGGUUUGUAUUAAUUGGACUAAAGCACUCAGCAACUUUCAUUCAGAACAGCAUCCCCUUUGCAUAUGCUGAUCUUUGGACAGCUGCAAUUCAUGUGCUGUACUUACUAUCUUUAUUUUUAGGUAUUUUUCUUAAAUUUGAUUUUUUCCAUUUGUGCCCUAAAGAAUAUUACAGUAUUUCGAAUGAGAUCAAGUUGUUAGUGUUGCAGUUCUGGGCGUGAAAGAUGCACUGUCUUUUUUGUCCUGGUACCUUUGCCCUAGUAACUUCUGACCUUAGUUUGGAAGAACAGAAAUGAGAACUACUGUUUUCAGCUGUAUUCUGUGGGGAUGAGAAAAUUUCCAGUAGCAGGCAUGGGCUGUCCCUCACACCAGCACAUCCAGAUACAUCCUUCCAAGCAUCCAGUUCAUAAAUUACUUCUUUUCUCUUUCUUUGGGGUUUCAGAGGGGUUUGUCACUUUGUAAAAGGUCGGAUGAAUUCAGCAGUGUCCUGCUGCAGUACCCACUUAGUGCAUUUGCCUUUUAGUAAGAUGGGUAAACUUCCUAGAAUGGGAGAAAACACAGCGGGAUUGGGGUGGACCUUGGGCAUCGGCAGGGGCGCUGUGCUUUGGAAUGGGAGCAGAACUGGACAGACAUUAAGCCUGAAUAGCAUUUCUGCCACCAACGCCAUUCCAAUUGCUCUUUGGCCUGUGCACACAAUGCCCAAGUGGUCUGUUCAGUCCUGCAGAGAAAAACAUUUGCAAACAACAUUGCGGCAUCCCGCAGAGUCCAAGGGUUUAAGUUCAAGAGGUUAAGUUCUGUUUACUAAGAGAAGUUCACCACUCAGCACAGAGUGUACGCACUUCCUACCCUUUUGUGAACUCUGCUUAAGCCUCACAGAAGGUUUUGUGCUUCAGGAAGGGUUUUCGAGGUCCCCUAAGACACACAAAAGUCUCAGGGUUGGAAAGAAAAGGAUGGGAGUGGUGUGAUUUGUAGCAGUUAAAUUAUGUCAUUGUAUCAUCUGAAUUUGUAGCCACAGCUCCUGUUUGAGGGCAGCUUGAUUUAAUAAGCAAUUUACUGUGCUGUGUUUACUGAAAUUGCUAUGUCAUGCCUGCAGUUUUUAUGACGGCUCCUAUUACAUUUGUAACGUUUAAAUUGCAUCUGUGGUUAGGAGUAGAAUACUGGGAUUUUCCUUUCUUUUCUUUUAACUCGGAUAGCUCUGGCCCUGUACAGUAAUGAUGCUGCUGUGUCCAGAUCUGAUUUAGAUAAUUACAGUAUAUUCUUCCUUGCAGCUUUUUAGCAUUAUCAGCACAGAGUCUACAUGACACCUGGGCCACUCUCAUUAAUGAGCAAACCAAAGGUAAAACACGGCAGAUUAGCAGGGGGCACCUGCCUCUAUGUGAAAUGCAGUAAGAAUUUACAUUUUUUUCUCUGAUUUACCAGAGACCAGAAAGAAAAAGCUCAUAGUAAACUUGAAAAAUUAAUAUCACCAUGUCCUAUGGUACCUGUCCAAGUGGAGACCACUGCCAUGUGAUGGUUUGGGCGAGAACUGUGCAAAGGAGGGUAGAAAUUGCUCCUUGUGAAGGUGGUGUCAGACUUGCAUAAAUAGUAUUUGGGUAAUAUGACAGUGGUGCCAGCUGUCUGACCACAGACAGCCACAGAGUGCAAUGCUAUUUCAGUGACUUUGUUGGCGGUCAAAGUCCAACUCUGACUAAAUGCACUUUAUUUUUUAGGGGCCUCCAGCUUUUCUAAACAUGUUGUGGCCCAGCAUCAAUGUACUUCAUUUGUUAUAUGCUCAGUUGGAAGCCUCUUAUUUAUGAAUAGGAGCAUUACUUGGACUCUCAAAUAUGUAGGUACUUAAAGUGGCGUUUUGUUGCUGACUGUGCAAAUCUUCUUUUUGUUCAUUGAUUAUAAUGGUUCUUGUGUGGCAGCUGGAUUAAAUUAAGACUGAAGUCUCUGGGCUAGAAGCCCUGAUGGAACUUUUGUGCAAAGGCUGCAUUUCUCAACCAAAUAACUUUGGCACUUCGGCAGACUGCCUGCAUGCAAUUACAUAUUGUGGACUAAAUACCUGCAAACUUACAAUUCUGAUGAAGCCAGUUCCACAGUAGCUGUGUUUUAUUGCAGUCUAGUUUAAAAAUAACUAGCUUAGAUUUAGACAAAAAAAUACUGUGGACGAGUCAAGUCCAAGACAACUAAACUCUCUCUGGUUCAGUGCUGCUGUGUCAGUUUGGCCAGAGCUCAGACAAAAUGCCAUCUCCACCUCAAAGGAGAGGGAGCGGCUCUGGGUCUCGGUAUCCCUUGCUGCAGCCUGAGCCAACAACUGGUGUCUCUUGGUGUCCAAGUGCAGCUUGGUGUAGGAAACUCUAACCAAUGUCUGUUGUAAAACUCCAGGGUUGUAACACUGGGGUUUGAGCUCCAGUGAGAAAAAAAUCUGGCAGCCUCUCAGACCAGCCUGAAUAUGUGGCCUCUUAAGCUUCAGAAGUGAGAAGGUAAAAUAUAACUUAUUGAUGGCAAUGCCUGCUUAGUGGGUGUAAAUGCUUUAGAUAAUUAAAGCUGUGGCUGAUGCAACCAUAUGGCAGGAGAACUUUUGCUUUGCUUACACAAAAUGGCUGUGCAUGGAGGGAACAGUGAAGCUGUCGGCCUUCAAGCACUCUUGUGAGCAUCAUGGUGGUACUGAGCUCAGAUGCAGGCCUUUCUCCAACGGCUGCCAUGACAAGGCAGUGGAUGUUGCAUGGAGUAAUUUGCUGCCUGUGUAUGUGCUGGGUUAACGUGGGGUCUGGCACAGCUUUCACCAGUCUUUUUCUGGGUCAAAACCAGCAGGCGAGAUGGAAUCAUUUGCAGGGUCAUGAGCUGGACCCCACAGACACAGAUAAAGGGAAGGUCAGGGUCCUUCACAGUACAUGCUGCAGACAGUUGAGAAAUGCAUGUACACCCUAUGGAAGAUCUCACAGUUUUGGUCUGGGACUAGGAUGGUCUUAGAAGGAAGGCUUAGUUCUCACUGGGACCAUGCACAGCUGUGUUGCUCAGUAAACUCUGCCUUCUUUUUGCAGCUGUGUUGCCUCACGGCAGCACCUGAGCGCUCCUGCAGUUUGCUUUAUUGCAGUUGAAAUUCAGACCGUAUGGUCUGAUGUGGGAUGUGUGUUGGAGUACAGUCAGAAGAGAAGCAGCAUUCCUGGUGGUUUUCUGUUCCCACUGCAGUCAUCCCUAAUCAUUGAUCUGGCUUGGCCAUGGGGCUCUUCAAGACUGAGUUUAAAUUUGCCAUUACAAUGGGCAGAAAAAGGCGCAGCAAAUUACAGGUCAUGACAACUUAGGAAUUUGUAUUUUAUUGCAUUCCUCACACUGUUUAGCAGAAUUCUCUCUGUAUAUUUACUACCUGAAAGUUUGUGCUUCUGAGGGGACAGGGAUGACUUGCACUCAACAGCCAACCCAGUGCAGGUAAGCUUCUAAGCAUUUGGGUUGAUAAAUCUUGACCUCCUGUCUGCUGUAACUUGGUUUUAUGUGGCCAUUGCCUGAAGCAGAAUCCAAUGAACUUUGGAGUAUUUGUAAACAGCAUUGCAAGGACGAUGCAGGCAACAAGGGCAAAAAGACCAGCAGCGUGCUAUUCCCUCUUCUCCCUCACACAGUCUGAGAAAAGAGAGUUGAUUGAAAACUCAAUUGCUUUUUCUUUAUGUGUAAAAAAACAAACACUCUCCAUGUUGAGCAUGCACACAAGGCCAUAAAUCACUGGCAAGGUGCUGCUGAGGUCAGUGGUUGUGAAAGUGUGUAGGUAGAAGGGUGCUCAGAACUGAAAUGAGAACAUCACAGAACACUGACACCGCACCACACAAGUGCAGUGGGAAGGGGCCACAGUAAAAUCACAGCAUGAAUACUCUAGCUGUAAAUUUUUUAGUUAAGGUUCCUAUCAUAUGCUUCUAUUUUUAACACAGUUAAAAUUAAAUUCUGCAGCCAAGGCUGAGCGCUAGAAAUUCUUUCUUCACUACUUACAGCAUUGCCAGCAUCUUUUUAGACAACUUUCUUCUCCUCUUCUGCAACCUCAGAUACAGGAUACUUCAGCUAUAUGUGAUAGUAAGUAUCAGCUCUCCACCCUCAGGACUGACCUCCUAAAAGACUUCCAGCAAUGAGUAGAUGAGAUUGUCGCAACAGUGUCUGGUGUCAGCUUUUAAUUUGUGAGCAUUUUCCUUGGCCCUCUCUUUGUUGAAGGUUACUGCUGAAAAUCUGCAUGAAACUGUCCUUAAUUCACCCUGCCUAAUGCUGUUGCACAGAUGGCAUCUGCAAUCAUUAGAUCAGAGAGCACUGGAGUAGCUAAAUGAGACUUGCAGGUUGGGGUCAAAGCCUCAAUCCUAAUUCUUGAGUUCCUAGCCUUGAUACAACCACACUUAGAACAGCCUCCUGGUCUGCAAAGUGUUCUGACAUCAACACUUCACUGUCAGGCUCUGCCUUCUAUCCUGCAGACCCUCCUGCCCUGUGGGGUUGUUUUGUCUUUAGCAGAUACCAAAUUCCUUGAGGCUGCUGCUUCUGACUUAUGUGCUCCAUCAAUGACUGCUAUGCAGAUAUAAACCAAAGCUGGUUUGCUUUGUACAGAGUUCACUUGUUGAGUAUUUAGAAUUUGCCUUUAGCUCCAUUUAGGGGAAUGGGAAGGUGGUGGUUGUAUUUAGGCUGCUCUAUCAGGCCCUUGGCAGCAAAAAGGAUCCCAUGUUUUGGUUGUAUUAAUUCAAUCAAAAGGGUGUGAGGUGACUGAUGAGCCUCUUAAUGCAGGCUGGCAUACUGGGAGCAGUGUUAGCUGCCCUUGCUGAGCCUUCCUGUCGCUAAGUCCAAGCACUGCCAGCUACUGCUGCUUUGAAGUUGGUAGCUGAUAUCUCCACAAAUGUUAAAAGCUUCAUCAUCUUGAUCUCAACUGGCUCAAACCACUUUUUUUUUUCUAUUAGAAAGAAAUUUACAUUUUGUGUGUCUACAAAAGAGUUCUUUAAAAAUUUCAGAAGUGACUGUUUCAUAAUAUAGUGCAAAAUGUAUAGAUUACGGCUGCUCUUUCCCUUCCCUGUGUCUCGCAGGUGGGGUGAAAAUAAAUUGAGACUUACAGUAAAUCACAGAAUGGUUUGGGUUGGAAGGGACCUUAAUCUAGUUCUAACUCCCCUGCCAUGGGCAGGGGCACAUUCCACUAGACCAGGUUGCUCAAAGCCCCAUCCAGCCUGGCCUUGAGCACUUUCAGGGAUGGGGCAUCUACAGCUUCUAUGGGCAGCCUGUUCCAGUGCUUCACAGUAGGGACUUUUUUCCUAAUAUCUAACCUAAACCUGCCCUCUGUCAGCUUAAAGCCAUUCCCUCUUGUCCUAUCCCUACAUGCCUUUGUAAAAUGUCCCUCUCCAGCUUUCUUGUCAGUCCCCUUUAGGUACUGGAAGGUGCUGUAAGGUCUCUCUAGAGCCUUGUCUUCUGCAGGCUGAACAGCCCCAGCUCUCUCAGCCUGUUCUCACAGGAGAGCUGCUCCAGCCCUCUGAUCACCUUCGUGGCCCUCCUCUGGACUGGCUCCAACAGGUCCAUGUCCUUCCUAUGUUGGGGACCCCAGACCUGGAUGCAGUACUCCAGGCGAGGUGUCACCAGAGCAGAGGGGCAAAAUCAUCUCCCUUGACCUUUCCUCUUUUGAUGCAGCCCAGGACACGGUUGGCUUUCUGGGCCGCGAGCGCACACUGACAGGUCAUGUCAAGUUUAUCAUCCACCAGUACCCCCAAGUCCCACUUCUUUGCACAGGACCACCUCUCAAGCCUGUCCAGGUCCCUCUGGAUAUCAUCCCAUCCCUUCCGUCCAGCCUGUUGACCACACCACACAGCUCAGUGUCAGCAGUGAGCUUGCUGAUGAGGGAGCACUCAAUCCCACUGUCCAUGUCACCAACAAUGACGUUAAACAGAAUCACUCCCGAUACCAACCCCGAAGCACCACUCAUCACUGAUCUCCACUUGGACAUCCAGCCAUUGACUGCAACUCCUUGUGUGUGACCAUCCAGCCAACUCCUUGUCCACCGAGUGGUCCAUCCAUCAAAUCCAUGUCUCUCCAGUUUAGACGAGCAUGUCAUGCCGGACAGUGUCAAGUGCUUUGCCCAAGCCUGGGUGGAUGAUGUACUCAUAUAGACUCUAUUCACAGAGAACCUGGUUCAUGAUUUUUAAGAGGUUUUGUACCAUAUUAGCAAAGUAUAAUUCUACAGUAAAAGAGUGGCUAAGAAGUAGCCAGUAGAGAGAAUUAUCAGCAGUAGCCUUGCUACAUUAGUUGAGAUCCUUCCUUAUUUUAAAUCAUCUUAAUUAUUACUCUUCUAAAUACACUGUUAUUUUGAUUUCUCUUUUUCCCACUACAGCAGUAGGAAACUCAGCACAGCAGCAUACAGCUGUGCAACAACAAGCAUUAACCCUGGAGGACCAUCUAUGGGAAACAAUUGUUUUUCUAAACUGAGGGAGUACCCUUAAAUUAAGAUUCAAGAUUUCACGCAGACACCCUUGUGCCUUCUUGUUUCUUGCUGUCAUGGCAAGAGUUGAACAGAAUUCUGAUAUUUAAAGUUUGUUUUAUAAUCUAAACCUUUAUUGCCUGAACACCCACCUGAAAACUCACACCACUGUAACUAAAAAUGGUACUUUUUGCUCAUGAUGUGAAAAAUGAUAGUAAAAGCCUUAUUGGGAAGGUCAAUUACAUGAAAAUAAUGGGAAUGGUGUGAUUUGGGGAGUUUUCACAGGUUUAGUUUUUCUGUUUGGUUGACUGGUUUUUGAAGGGUCACAGUUUUUGACGGCAACCAUGUUACUGCUUUUUGUCAGUUGUAUGACUUCUGAAUUGUAAAGGUAUUUUUUGUGAAUAAUGCAUAUACAUUUUAUUCAUUAAAUAUAUCAAAACCUUCUAAUUAAAGAGUUCACACUUGAAGCUCGA